CGAUGAAGGCAUUGAAUCUGAUUUUUGUUUUGUUCAUAUUCAUUCCAUCAAUGAUAAAUGGACAAAUGUGGGGUGAUUUAAAAUAUUCUAUAAGAAGAAAGGCAGAAAAUGAUGAUGAUAAUAAUAAUCUUAUAAAAAACAUGUCAUACUAUUGGAAUAAGACAAAUUCGUUAUUAGAAGAUGUUUCUACUGAUGAGUGGUCUAGCUUACAUGGUACUUUUCCAAAUACAAUGAGUAAUUUUCAGCGAACAAUUGACAAUUCUGAUAAUAAAACAAAUAAUGAAAUUUGUCUUCAAAAUUCAAAGAAACAAAUCAUCUCUGCAAUUCUUUUAUUAACAAGAAACAAUUACCAAUGUUUGAAUAAUCAAUUACAAAAUUAUUACGAAUUUAUAAAAUCUGAAAUUUUAUUAAAUCAUAACGUGGUAUUAAAUUAUCCAAGCUGUUCUAAAAAAGAUGAGACACCACUAAAAAUACUAAAUUGUAUUGACAAUGAAAUAUCAAAAAAAAAUAAGCAAAAUUCUGAUAAAAUUUAUCAGGAUUUAUUAAAAACAAUGAAUAAAAAAAAUACAACAAUUAUCAAACAAUUAAAUGAUUGUAUCAACAAUAAUGUAACAAAACAUUUAGAUAAAAUUGUGUCAAAUACAACAAAUAAUUUUUACAGCUGCAUAAAAAAUUCAGAAAAAAAAUUGAAUACAGAAACAAAGUCAAACAGUAAAUUACCAACAAGCCAAUUAUCCAAUAACGAGCAUAAAAAAUUGUCAUCAUUGUAUAAUUAUCAGAUAAAAAUAAUGGAAGAAAAUAUUUUAGAACGAAAGAAUCUCUUUAGAUUAUUUGAGGUGAAUGCUCGAUCUUAUCAAAGUGAUAUUGUUUGGAGCAUUGAAGAUGCAAGUAAUAAAUCAGUCAGAUGUUGUUUAGGUAUACCACGAGCAGCUAUUGGCAGAGCUAGUAUAAUUGCAAAUGAUAGAAGCGAUGAAUGUUUUACAUCUGUAUUAUCAAAGUAUAAUCAAUCUAUCAUCACUCAAAUCAAGUCGAUACAGCUAAAAUAUAAUAAUGUUUUCAAGCAUUGUUUCCAAAUGAAUCGAUCAACAGAAUCAACACUGAACUGCAUUGAUGAUAUUGCUUCAAAUGAUAAAUCCAAUAAUGCAAAAUCUUUUAAUGAAAUUUCGAUUUAUUUAAAAGAUCAAAUCAACCAUAUGACGAAUGAAUUGGCCAAUUGUUUUAGAAAAGUAUCAAGUGAUCUCAGGUCAUCUAUUUCAUUGGCGCAAAUUAAUUUUGACGAAUGUAUUAUCAGCAAUAAUGAUAAAACUUGUCGUGUUAUUACAGACAAUAUUUAAAUAUCUCUUGAUUGUUUUAUAAAACAAACAGUA
Molecule: messenger RNA, 1367 nt
Organism: Aphidius gifuensis
Lineage: Eukaryota; Metazoa; Arthropoda; Insecta; Hymenoptera; Braconidae
Exons: 4
Coding region: 3-1334 (443 amino acids)
Source: RefSeq, a predicted model, not a curated record